AUGUCCGUCAAGCAGGAGAAUGGCCACGCGGAGCCUUUGGCGAAGUCAAAUGGAUCGAAGUCAAAUGGGCCAAGAGGACGGCGCCAGAAGAAGAGCGGCGGUCUGCGAUGGUCUUUUGGGCUUGUUGUCAGCCUUGCCGGGCUCACUGAGUCUUCUCCCCGAGUCUGCAAGCCUUACUUGAUAGCUCGGUCUCAUGUUGAGCCUCAUCUGACGCCUUACUAUGAUACCUACGCCGCCCCCUACGUGGAUCAAGCGCGCCCAUACAUCGAGACAUUUAAUCGGCAAGUUUACGCGCCCGCCUCCAAGUUUGCCCAGACUGGAUACGAGAAGUAUGGAGCGCCAGCACUGGAAAAGGCUCAGGCGUAUGGCGCAUCGCAAUGGAAUGCGCAGGUAACACCGAGAAUCCAAGAGGCUCAAGAUAAGGCAUACCGACUUUACAUGGCCCAAGUGGACCCCCAUGUUCAGAAAGGUGUCAACGCAGUGUCGCCUUACUAUGAGAAAGCAAGUGCCGCUGCUUUUGCCGUUUACUGGAACCACCUUGUUCCCUUCUAUACCCGAUCGCAACCUUUCAUCGGCAAGACCUACACCGCAGGACAAGAGAUCUUGACCACUCAUGUCAUGCCUGGUGCCCGCUAUACCUGGUCAUCUGCUGUGUACUUUGCUAAUAGCUCUCUGUGGCCUCGUAUCACAGGCCUCUACUCGGAGCAGGUAGAACCCCAACUUGUUAAAAUUGGCCAGCGUCUAGCCAGUUAUAGGGAGGGCAAACGACUACGAGCUGUUGUGGAGGAUCUGGAUAACACCCAGUCUGAGCAAGACGUUACACCCACCAGCACCACUUCUGAAGAAGCUGUCCACACUACGAACUUAGCGACCGUUACCUCAACCGAGAUCCCAUCACCGCAGCCGACACCUUCUGCAGAGGAACUAGCGCAGCAAUCCCGGGAGCGCAUUGAUACAGAUCUUGAGCGUUGGCAGGAAAAGUUCGCCGCGGUUGCUGACAAGGGGGUGGUCGAUCUCGAAGAACGACUCGAAGAAAUCAGUGUCUCUGCAGAGAAGAUUUCAGCUAUCAAGCGCCGGAUCAAUGAGCUUGUUGAGACUCUGCCCGAGGAGGAUGCACCAGAAGCAGAGCGGGAAGCUCAAGAGAAGUUGACUGCUGAUGUGCGCGCGGCUGCUGUUGCAGUAAGAGAUCGUGCUCACUCCCUACGCCAGUGGUCUCUCUCUUUUGACGAAGAGCUCCUGCGCCGCGUUGCAUCUGCUGUCAAUUCGACCCUUAACAUUCUGGAUAAUAUCCGCGAUCUUGGUUUGCAAGAGAUCGGAACGCGCUGGGCAUGGUCAGAUGGCGUCACAUACAAGGACUGGACCAGGUACCAUAACCUUAAGGCUCAGCUGGACGAUUGGCGCAGUGAAAUCGAGAAGGUUGGAAUCAACCACAAAUCGGUUGCCGAAGCCAGAGACGUUGCAACCGAGAUUUUGGACGAGGCUAUGGCCGUUGCCACCGACACUGCCAAAGAACUUAUUAGACUCAAGGAAGUGGGAUACUGGAAGUUAGCUGCUCGUGAAGUUAGCGAUAACUUUGACACUAGAACUGAGGCCCCACCACCACGCCCACAUGCAGAGCCUGAAACUCACGAAGAGAAUUCUCAAGCUGUUGACGAGGAGGAGUCAGAACAUUCCACCGUCUCCAGCUCUUCAGAUGAGAACUCGCAAGCAGAUGCUAUUCCAGACCCGGAUCGAAUUGUCUCUGGUGAAUCAUUUGAUACUGAAGAACAGGAUGAUGCUGUGGAAGCUGGGACCGAGGAUGACGAUGAACCCACCUCAGCUGAUCCCAUCGAAAAGGACGAAGCGGCUUCGGUGAAACGCGUCUUUGGUGGAGUGGCUGCUGCUGAGAUCAAGUCGGCUUCGGCGCCUAUUAUUGACGAGGAAGACGAAGACACUAUCCACAGCUUGGCAAAAAAGGCCGAGAAUGCCUACUCCAAUGUCUAUGACGAAGCAAGUUCAGCAUUUGCUGACUCGACGGCCAAUGCUAAGUUUCUGUACGAAAUUGCCAAGUCUCAUGUUCAAGGCCAAGCAGCCGAAUCCACUACCCCAGCUCAUGCGCAAAUUCUUUCUUCUAUUGAGUCUGCCUAUUCUGGAGCUAUCAAGUAUGCAACCGAACAGUUUGAUGCUAAAAUUGCUGCUGUGAAAGCGACACCAACACCCUCCUCGGUGGGACCUUUAGCUCAGAUCUCUUCUAUUGCGUCUUCGCGUCUCAGCGAAGGUUUGAGCGCUGCGUCGGAGCAGCUGGUCUCAAUUCAGCCCAUCGCCUCUGAGACCAACGCUGCGGCACAGCAGCCCUUUGUGCUCGAUGCCCAGCGUCGCUAUUAUGAAGCAAUUGGUCUCGCCCAUGACCACUACUCCGCUUUUGUCUCGACCGCUUCCGAAGCCGUCUAUGGCACUCCGACCCCUACUACUACUCCAUUUGGUAUCCAGGAUGUCCUUCAGGGGGCUGAGUCACAAUAUGAGCACGUAUCCUCCUUGGCUUCGGCCAGUCUCGCUGCCGUUGUGGCUUCUGCUAGCUCUGCUAUCUCUGCCGCGGACGACGGUAAAGCGCAGCGCCUCAUUGAUGACGCUUCGUCGAGAUACAGCGCAGCGAUCUCUGCUGCUUCCGCCACCCUUUCCAUUGCGUCUGUUUCGGCUAGCUCUGCCUUUUACGGCACUACACCCGGUCCGUUGGAAUCAAUAUCCAGCCAGGCAUCUGAAAACUGGGAGGCGUUGAUCGCCAAGGCCAGCGAACAGAUUUACGGCACCCCUGCUCCGUAUUUGGAGCGCGCGCUGGACAGCUCGUCCGAACAGUUUGCGGCUAUCCGCGAUGUCGUCUCUGAACUCCUCGUAGGGAGACAACCAUCUUUCACCGAGAGUGUGCUGAGCAAGCUUCGUGUUGCCUACGAGACGCCCUAUCCCGCAGAAGCGCUGUCAUCCGCCUCGAGCUAUGCCAGCGAAGCUUACGAGACUGCCUCAUCCGUCGCUGCCUCCGUUAUAUCGGAGGUUCCCUCCGUGAAGGAUAUCAUUGCAAAUGUGAACGAUCAACUCAGCGCCGCUGUUGAGGCUGCAAGCGUCGGAAUCUAUGGUACUUCCAAGGGCCCUUAUGAGCAAGCCACUGAGGCAGCGGCCGAAGCCUAUUCUACCGCCUCUGCUCAAAUCAGCGGCGCGGUCUUCGGCAAGGAUCCCAGCUAUCUCGAUGUUGCUAAGGAUGCUAUCGAGGACAUUCAGUCGAAGGCUAGUGCUGCGAUCUACGGCGAGGAGCCUGGUGCCGUUGAGAGCGCAACUAGCCGUCUUGCAGCGGCUGUGGAGAGCGCUCAGUCCCGAUUAGCCGAUCUCGCUUCCACUGCAAGUAGUGCUGCGUCCGAAGCUGUCGAGACCGCUGCAUCACACGUGGAUGAUGCGGCUAGCAGCGUCAAGUCCGUGGUCUCAUCGGCCAAAGACGAAUUGUAA
Molecule: messenger RNA, 3471 nt
Organism: Penicillium chermesinum
Lineage: Eukaryota; Fungi; Ascomycota; Eurotiomycetes; Eurotiales; Aspergillaceae
Exons: 4
Coding region: 1-3471 (1156 amino acids)
Biological process (GO): protein transport
Source: RefSeq, a predicted model, not a curated record